AUGUCCAAGACAUCUACCAAGGUUGCUGGCAAGGCCAGCAAGGCCAGCAAGGCCUUGAACAAGGUCAAGGAUGCUGGUGUCACCAAGGCUUCCCAGUCCCCCGCCGCCAAGAGCAAGGCCGUUGCCAGCAAGGUCGUCGCUAAGGAGAAGGCCUCCAAAAAGAACAAGAAGAAGGAGCCUACUCCCAGCUCCUCCGAGUCCGAAUCUGAGUCCGAUGAGGACAUGAAGGAUGCUUCCUCUAGCUCCGAGUCCGAGUCCGAGUCCGAGGAGGAGAAGCCCGCCCCCAAGAAGACCGAGAAGAAGGUCGCUGCUAAGGCUGAGUCUUCCGACUCUUCCGACUCCGACUCUGACUCCUCCGAGUCUGAGGAGGAGAAGCCCGCCCCCAAGAAGACUGAGAAGAAGGUCGCUGCCAAGGCUGAGUCUUCUGACUCUUCCGACUCUGAGUCUUCUGAGUCUGAGUCCGAGGCCAAGAAGGCCUCUUCCGACUCUGAGUCCGGUUCUGACUCUGACAGCUCUGACUCGGACUCUGACUCUGAGGAGACCCCUGUCUCCAAGAAGCGUAAGGCCGAUGAGGAGCCUGCUGCCACUGCCAAGAAGUCCAAGACCGAGGAGGUUCCCGAGGGUGCUGUCGCCAACCUGUUCAUUGGUAACCUGUCUUGGAACGUUGAUGAGGAGUGGGUCCAGCGUGAGUUCUCCGAGUUCGGUGAGCUUUCCGGUGUCCGCAUUGUUACCGACCGCGAGACUGGUCGCUCCCGUGGAUUCGGCUAUGUUGAGUACAACAGCGCCGCCGAUGCCGCUAAGGCCAUGGAGGCCAAGAAGGGUACUGAUCUUGAUGGUCGCACUAUCAACCUCGACUACGCCGCUCCUCGCCAGGCCAACACUCAGGGUGCCGACCGCUCCCAGGACCGUGCUCGCUCCUACGGUGACCAGACGAGCCCCGAGAGCGACACUCUCUUCGUUGGCAACCUUCCCUUCAGCGCUACUGAGGACGCUCUCCACGAAGUCUUCGGUGCCCAGGGCUCCGUUCUCGGAAUCCGUCUUCCCACUGAGCAGGAGACUGGCCGCCCCAAGGGUUUCGGUUACGUUCAGUUCUCUUCCAUCGAUGAGGCCAAGGCUGCCCACGCUGCUCUCAACGGCCACGAGCUCGAGGGCCGUGCUAUCCGACUUGACUUCUCUACUCCCCGUCCUGCUGGCGGUGACCGUGGUGGCUUUGGCGGCCGUGGUGGCGGUCGCGGUGGUGGCCGUGGUGGCUUCGGCGGUCGCGGCGGCGGUGGCUUCGGUGGACGCGGUGGUGGUCGCGGCGGUGGCCGUGGUGGCUUCGGCGACCGUGGCGGUCGUGGUGGUGCCCUCAACAAGGGCAAGGGCAGCAUCCCUGAGUACAAGGGUACCAAGGUUACCUUCUAA
This is a messenger RNA of Penicillium digitatum Pd1, 1404 nucleotides long. Its product is annotated as putative nucleolin protein Nsr1. Gene Ontology annotation, cellular component: spliceosomal complex. Lineage: Eukaryota; Fungi; Ascomycota; Eurotiomycetes; Eurotiales; Aspergillaceae. The record is from RefSeq and is a predicted model, not a curated record. Gene Ontology annotation, biological process: positive regulation of mRNA splicing, via spliceosome. Gene Ontology annotation, molecular function: RNA binding.